Messenger RNA from Pyrus x bretschneideri (Chinese white pear), 522 nucleotides. Its product is annotated as secreted RxLR effector protein 161-like. The transcript has a single exon. The record is from RefSeq and is a predicted model, not a curated record. The coding region runs from base 1 to 522 and encodes 173 amino acids. NCBI's taxonomy places the organism in Eukaryota, Viridiplantae, Streptophyta, Magnoliopsida, Rosales, Rosaceae.
AUGAUGAUGGAAGUGGACCUGCGAGUGAAGAAAUGUAUAAAAGCAUUAUGGGAAGUCUCUUAUACCCUACACGCCACAAGACCUGAUAUAAUGUAUGCAGCAAGUCUAUUAGCUAGAUUUAUGCAUUGUCCUACUAAUAGACAUUAUGGAACUGGAAAAAAGGUUCUCAUGUACAUCAAGGGGACUCUAAACUAUGGUUUGGAGUAUGUGAAGGGAAGAAAAGCUUGUCUAAUUAGUUAUUGUGAUAGUGGUUGGGGUGGAUCUUUGGAGGAUAGCAAGAGUACAUUAGGGUAUGCAUUCUCCUUUGGCAGUGGUGUUUUCUCUUGGGCUUCAGUUAAGCAAAGUUGUGUUGCACUAUCAACUGCAGACGCUGAAUACAUAAGUGCAUCUGAAGCUACAACUCAGGCAAUAUGGUUGAGGUUUGUCCUAGAAUAUUUUGGAGAGUUACAAAUUGAUGAAACCCCCUUCACUAUGAUAACACAUUGCCAUCACCAAGAACUCUGUGUUCCAUCAAAAGACUAA